Molecule: messenger RNA, 1624 nt
Organism: Astyanax mexicanus (Mexican tetra)
Lineage: Eukaryota; Metazoa; Chordata; Actinopteri; Characiformes; Acestrorhamphidae
Gene: ppp6c
Product: protein phosphatase 6, catalytic subunit
Exons: 7
Coding region: 86-1003 (305 amino acids)
Biological process (GO): peptidyl-serine dephosphorylation; G1/S transition of mitotic cell cycle
Cellular component (GO): cytoplasm
Molecular function (GO): protein serine/threonine phosphatase activity
Source: RefSeq, a predicted model, not a curated record
UGUUUAACCGACCUCAGAUCAGCUUCUCCGGGGAGGGAGGUAGACGCGCUUCCUCUCUGCCCUGCGAUGAGCUGUUGUUCUUAAAAUGGCGCCGUUAGACUUGGACAAGUAUGUUGAAAUUGCGAGACAGUGUAAAUAUCUUCCAGAGAAUGACUUAAAGAGAUUGUGUGACUAUGUAUGUGACCUGCUACUAGAGGAAUCAAAUGUACAGCCAGUAUCCACUCCAGUCACCGUUUGUGGGGACAUACAUGGACAGUUUUAUGACUUAUGUGAACUCUUCAGAACUGGAGGACAAGUUCCAGACACAAACUACAUUUUCAUGGGUGACUUUGUGGACAGAGGUUAUUACAGCUUAGAGACGUUCACAUACUUGCUUGCACUUAAAGCUAAGUGGCCGGACCGCAUCACACUGUUGCGUGGGAAUCACGAGAGCAGACAGAUCACACAAGUGUAUGGCUUUUAUGAUGAGUGCCAAACUAAGUAUGGAAAUGCCAAUGCUUGGCGAUACUGCACAAAAGUGUUCGACAUGUUGACUGUUGCUGCCUUGAUAGAUGAGCAGAUCCUGUGUGUGCAUGGUGGCCUUUCACCUGAUAUCAAAACCCUAGACCAGAUCCGCACCAUUGAACGUAACCAGGAAAUUCCCCACAAAGGGGCAUUCUGUGACCUUGUCUGGUCUGAUCCAGAGGAUGUUGACACCUGGGCUAUCAGCCCAAGAGGUGCUGGCUGGCUGUUUGGUGCCAAAGUCACCAAUGAGUUUGUCCACAUCAACAACCUGAGGCUGAUCUGUCGCGCACAUCAACUGGUUCACGAGGGCUACAAGUUCAUGUUUGAUGACAGGCUGGUGACCGUGUGGUCAGCCCCUAACUACUGUUACCGCUGUGGCAACAUCGCCUCCAUCAUGGUCUUCAAAGAUGUGAACACGAGGGAGCCUAAGCUGUUCCGGGCUGUGCCUGAUUCGGAGAGGGUUAUACCCCCUAGAACGACAACACCCUACUUCCUCUGAGUCUGCAGUCUUCAGUGCCCACUGUGUCCACCCUCCCCUCUUUCCCAUUUUGGUCAAACUCUGUUUUUUUUCUUUAUUUUUUAAAUCAGAUUUCUUUUUUAUAUAUAAGUAUUUAAAUACAUUUCUCAACCCCUCCCCGCCUCCUGAUUAGGUCAUAAUAGACUCCAAGACUUCUACAUUUGAGUCAGUCAUUCUGAUAAGUGUUUUCAGGAACUUGUCAUGUAGAAAUUGAAGUACAGUUUAGAGUAGAAGUUCUGGGUGCUGUUUUUACUCCCAUCAACUCACAUUUGACAGUUAAAUGAGUUACUGUCAAUUCUAGAGUUGAUGCUUGUAAAACAUCAUCAUGAUGAAACGCAAAUUUGUUGCUAUGUUCAUAUUCUUAAAUCUGGCCCCGAAGUCCCUAAAACGAAAGUGAUGGUAUAUAUGUGUAUAGUGGAGACCCUGAGAUGGGGUGAGGGGGGAGCCAAUGAGACAGAGGAGGCUGUUAUUGUUUUGUACGUUUAAAUAAUUGUAUUGAUUUUCAUCACCUUUUUCUCAGAUUUGUUGUAUUUUAUUAUUGUAGAAAUGGCAACCCAUAUACCAGGUAAAUAUUAAAAAUAAACCCCUUUAUUAUUAACUUAA